CGAGCAGUAAACUUUGCACUGCUGUUUGCUAGAAAAUUGUAUCUGUUCCAGCGACAUUCCUUGUGUUUACUGUGUGUUUUGGCUUUUUAUAUAUAUAAGCAAGUCAUUAAUCUGGAAGGACUGAACACAGUGAAGCAAUGGAGAUAAAACAUCUUAAAAAUAUUAUUAUUAUUUCCUUUGGAUUUCUCCUUCUAUUCACAGCUUAUGGCGGACUGCAAGCUUUACAGAGCAGCCUGAACCCUGAGAAAGGCCUGGGUGUUGCAUCAUUAAGUGUUGUCUAUGGAUGUCUAAUAUUGUCUUCGAUUUUUCUACCUCCCAUCAUGAUAAAGAAAAUUGGAUGCAAAUGGACUAUUGUCAUCUCAAUGUGCUGUUAUAUAACUUAUUCCAUUGGGAACUUUAAACCAAACUGGUAUAGUUUACUAAUUACCUCAGCAAUUCUGGGUAUUGGAGGAGGACCACUUUGGGCAUCAAAAUGUACUUAUCUCACUAUCAGUGGGAUUACCUAUGCAAAGCAGACUGGCAAAGAGAGAAUGGAUAUUGUGAACCAAUACUUUGGCUUAUUUUUCUUAAUAUAUCAGUCAUCUGGCAUUUGGGGAAAUCUUAUUUCAUCUCUAGUACUCAACCAAAUUCCCAAUAAAGUGGUAACUAAUAAUACGAAUUACACUUAUUGCGGAGCAAAUAACUGUCCCACAUCUACAGCAGAACUUAGCAACACUACGACACCAGUUUCUGGUGUAUCAGACACCCUGCGUUAUACUCUGAUGGGCAUUUAUACAGGAAGUGGAGUUAUUGCCGUUCUACUGAUUGUAAUUUUUUUGGACCACAUCGACUUAUCGGAGGAAACAAAAGAACAAACUGAUGAACCGACUAUUUGGAAUUCAUUACUAGGAACUCUACAACAACUCAAAGAUAUACGGCAGUGGCUUCUUAUACCUUUAACAAUGUUCAGUGGUUUUCAGCAGGGAUUUCUUUCCAGUGAUUAUACCAAGGCUUAUGUUACAUGUACAUUGGGUAUACACUUUGUGGGAUAUGUAAUGAUUUGCUUCGGAGCAACAAACUCCAUUUCCUCAAUGGUUUUUGGAAAACUUUCUCAGUAUACUGGACGGAUUGCUCUUUUUAUGUUAGCUGCAGCCAUCAGUGUGUCUUGUAUAAUCGGCUUGCGACUAUGGAGUCCAAAUCCAAACCAGUUAGCAGUAUUUUUCAUUUUUCCUGCUUUGUGGAGUAUAUCUGAUGCCAUCUGUCAGACACUUCUAAAUGCUUUUUAUGGAGUGCUAUUUGAGGACCACAAAGAAGCUGCUUUCGCAAAUUAUCGUCUCUGGGAAUCUGUUGGCUUUGUUAUUGCAUUUGCAUACAGUAACUUUUUGUGUAUUUCUGUAAAGCUAUAUGUAAUACUUUCCAUCUUAUUGAUUGGGAUGAUCCUUUAUCUUGUGCUUGAGUAUUUAGAAUACAGAAAACAGAAAAUGAGUGCUCAAGAGACAAAUGUACUAAAUAUGACUGAAAGCACAACUGUUCAGAAUGCAAUAGAGUAAUAUGUUUAUACAAUAUGUUUAUGGUUGUCCUUAUAUGUUAUCUAAUAAUUGCUAUAUCAUGUUGCUACUACAGUUGACCAAAAUAAUAAACAUUUGCUUUACCAUUCCCUUGUUAAAUCUGACAUAUAAACCACCCUACAAGGAAAAUCAGAUGGUCAUUUCUAUUAGGUUGGAUCUAACAGCUGGCAGCAAUGCUUAUUGUAAAUGUUGCUACAAGUAAGAUCAAAAUUUGCAUAGCAUGCUGAGGAUAACAAAAAAAUAAUUUAAUUUAUAUGACCAUGCCACGGUCAAAUUUUUAAUAAUUUAUUGUUCAUGUUUUCCUGGAUUCACCCUGCCAGUUACUGUUGCGAUAAUCAUAACUACCAUGAAUCAUGAUGAUAAUUGUACAGUGUAAAGGGGCCUUUACAGGUAAAUUUGAUUUACCCCUUUCCUGACACCCACAGUACAUGUAUGGCUAAUGUCUGGUCUUUAAAGAGGACCCGUUACCACAAAAUUCAGGGCAAUCUGCAGUCACCAUGUUAUAGAGCAGGAGGAGCUGAGCAGAUUGAUAGAUAGUUUUGUGGGAAAAGAUUUAGUAAAACACCUCCCCGUGUUCAACUGAAAAAGCAUAUAUUUAAAAGGAAAUCUGUCACCUACAUCAUGGCUACUAAAGUACAAAGGUGCACUUGGGAAUAAGGUAUUAUGUGCUAUUAGGCAAUUGCUUUACUUUAGUAGCCAUUAUGUAGGUGGCAGAUUCCCUUUAAAUCAUGCUUUUUCUGACUUCAGUUGUACAGGGAGGAGGUGUUAUCAGGGACUGAUAACACUACCUCUGCUCUUCAAGAGGAUUGUCUUAAGUUCACAAAAAUCAGACAUAUAAAUGUAUAAACUACAAGUUUUAAUUAAUCGUUUCCCACAAAACUAUAUAACAAUCAACUCAUGUUUUUCUGCUGUACUGUAUAGCAUGCUACCUGCUGACUGCACUGCAUUCUGUAGUGGCAGGUUCUCUUUAAGAUGGCGCCCACUCAGAAUCUGAGAGGGUUCCAUAUCUGGUGGGUUCCUGCUGUUUUACACAGCAGACACCUAAGAGGUAAUUUACCAGAAAAAGGCAGGUUCCAAUGCUCUAAAGGCUCACCCAUGAUGAAAUUGUGGGAGCUAUGGUGCCUUCUGAACACUCGAGGGCCUGUCAUAGUCAAGCUCUUAUUAAGCCCAGCCUGUGGCAGGGCUUAAUAGGAACAAUGCAAUUGUACCUUAGACUGCGAUAAUAUAUUAUUGGAGUCUGUGGUAUAAGCAAACUUAUGAUGACAUGUUUGGAUAAAAAAAAAAAUAUCAGAAUUUUAAAAAGAAAAGUAAAAAUUUGUCACCCCCUUUCCCUAUCUUGCACAUAAAAAAAUAUAUAUAUAUAUAUUGGUAUUGCUGCAUGCCAAAAUGGCCAAACUGUUAAAGUAAUUUAUCCCACAGAGUGAACUUUCAUGUUCAAAAAAAUGUGUUCAAAAAGCUAUACAUACUUCAAAAUAGUAUAAUUAAAAACAAAAGCUCACCCUGCAAAAAAGAGUCCUCACACAGCUCUGUAGAAAAAAAAAUAUAAAAAUGUUAUGGAUGUCAGAUUUAUGGUGAUGCAAAGAAUUUGUUUACAAAGUUUUUUAUGAAACAUAAAAACAAUAUAAAUCAUAUACAUCAUAUGAAUUAUUAAAUGGUGCAGCGUACAACUUGUCCCAGAAAAAAAAAUGUAAAUGGAAAAAAAGUUAUGGCUUUUGGAAGGCAGUCAGUAAAAAAAAAAA
Bufo bufo (common toad) is the source of this 3286-nucleotide messenger RNA. Its product is annotated as protein unc-93 homolog A-like. The record is from RefSeq and is a predicted model, not a curated record. NCBI's taxonomy places the organism in Eukaryota, Metazoa, Chordata, Amphibia, Anura, Bufonidae. The transcript is spliced from 8 exons. Bases 138 to 1529 code for a protein of 463 amino acids.